Molecule: messenger RNA, 1493 nt
Organism: Papilio xuthus (Asian swallowtail)
Lineage: Eukaryota; Metazoa; Arthropoda; Insecta; Lepidoptera; Papilionidae
Gene: AsnRS-m
Product: asparagine--tRNA ligase, mitochondrial
Exons: 3
Coding region: 47-1456 (469 amino acids)
Biological process (GO): asparaginyl-tRNA aminoacylation
Cellular component (GO): mitochondrion
Molecular function (GO): nucleic acid binding; ATP binding; asparagine-tRNA ligase activity
Source: RefSeq, a predicted model, not a curated record
UCAUUCAUAAAAUAAUGCACAAAAUUUUUAAAAUAAAAUAUUUAUAAUGUUAACUAAAAUGGCUAGUCAUAUUUUUCGGAGAAGUAAUUUAAAGCUUUAUUUCAACGCUGAUAGCAUUUAUCGGAGAUAUAAUGUAAUUGCUUCUGUCAUUAAAGAGGCAAAUGUUGGUGAAGUAACUGAAGUUAAGGGAUGGGUGAAAAACUUGCGAGUUCAAAAAGAACUUGUAUUUGCCGACAUAAGCGAUGGUUCAUGUGCGAAGAGAUUGCAAAUUGUUAUUCCAAAGCACUUAAAAACAGACGAUUUGACGUAUGGGAGUUCGGUACGUGUAGUUGGAAAACUAUCCAAGAGCCCUAGAGGUCAGUUAGAGUUGGCAGCAGAGGAUGUAAAAGUGUUUGGUGAAUGUGUUGUCUUGGAAGGAUACCCAUUCAAUCCAAGAACUGCACAUUCUCCUGAAUACAUUCGUCAAUACUUGCAUUUACGUUGUAGAACUAAUUACACUUCAGCAUUAUUAAGGAUACGAAAUGCAGUAUCAAAGCAUAUACAUAAUUAUUUUGAUACUAAAAAAUAUCUACACAUUCAUACCCCUAUUUUAACUUCAAAUGACUGUGAAGGGGCUGGUGAAGUGUUUAAAGUGUUACCUGAUAAUAGAGAUACAAUAAAAGCAAUGAUGCAACAAGAUAAAAAUGUUGAUAAUGUUUAUUUUGGUUCAAAAACAUUUUUGACAGUAUCUGGGCAACUUCAUUUAGAAGCCAUGUGUAGAGGGCUUGGCAAUGUAUACACAUUAGGUCCAACAUUCAGAGCAGAGAAUUCAAGAUCAAGAUUGCAUUUAUCUGAAUUUUACAUGUUAGAAGCAGAACUAGCAUUCUGUGAGAAUUUAGAAAACUUACAAAGUUCUAUUGAGGAUUUAUUAAAAUAUAUUUUUAUUGAAACAAGAAAUACAAAUGAAGAUGAUUUAUAUUUGAUAGAUAAAGAGAAAAAUAAACCUCCAAUUUGGUUGGAUAAGAAGUUUGUAACAAUGACAUACACGGAGGCAAAAGAUAUACUCAAGAGAAAAGGCUUGCAGGAUACGGAGGAUGGAAUAAACAAAGAACAAGAGCUUGCAUUAGUUGCUCAUUGUGAUAAUGUUCCAGUGUUUGUUGUAAGAUGGCCGAAGGAACAGAAAUCUUUUUAUAUGAAGGAGUCACAAGACAAUAUUAAUGUUGAGGCAUUAGAUCUUUUAGCACCAAUAACCGGAGAAAUAGUUGGUGGUAGUCUCAGAGAAGACGAUUAUAACAAAUUAAAGUUGAAAUUACCUUCGGAAGCUUUAAAUUGGUAUUUAGAGUUGAGGAAAUUUGGGAACAUACCAACCGGUGGGUACGGAUUGGGUUUGGAACGUUUAUUACAAGUACUAUGCAAUGUACCAAAUAUAAAAGACACUUUGCCAUUCCCACGAUGGCCCCACAACUGUGAUAUGUAGAUAUAAGUAGAAAAUGUUACACUUUUAAAUUGAAUUA